Penicillium malachiteum is the source of this 1437-nucleotide messenger RNA. RefSeq names its product cytochrome P450. Gene Ontology annotation, molecular function: heme binding; iron ion binding; oxidoreductase activity, acting on paired donors, with incorporation or reduction of molecular oxygen. The transcript has 4 exons. The record is from RefSeq and is a predicted model, not a curated record. The coding region runs from base 1 to 1437 and encodes 478 amino acids. NCBI's taxonomy places the organism in Eukaryota, Fungi, Ascomycota, Eurotiomycetes, Eurotiales, Aspergillaceae.
AUGAACUUGGGUAUCGGCAAGAAUCUGGAGUCCAUCCCCUUACUUCCAUCAAUCUUCAUGAUGCAUUUGGACUGGCCAAAUUCAAGUAUCCUAUUCGGGACUAUAUCUGCAGGAAGUCUGCUCCUUCUCUGGUUUACAGGAUCCAUACUCUACCACCUCUUCUUCUCCCCUUUGAGUCGAUUCCCAGGCCCAAAAAACUUUGCGUUCUCCCAAAUUCCUCUGCAGCUUUCAGUUCUGCGUGGCCACAAUCAUCUAGACGUCACCGCACUACAUGAGCGCUAUGGCCCCGUCGUACGAAUUAGCCCUACAGAACUGGCGUUCAAUACCCCUCGCGCAUUCCGAGAUAUCUACGGUGCCAGACCGGGUGGCUGCCUGCCUAAGGAUCGUAGUCACUAUAUUGCCCCAGCAAAUGGGGUAGAUCAUCUGGUCUGCGCUGUAGAUAGCAGCGUACACGCGCGGCAAAGAAGAUUGCUCUCGCAUGCAUUUUCAGACAAUGCAUUGAGAGGUCAAGAAGAUCUCAUUCGGGGAUACGUGGAUACACUGAUCAAGAAGCUUCGAGCAGAGGUGGAGAGGAAAGAGAGCAAUUCGGCUGUGGAUAUCAAGAAAUGGAUGAACUAUACCACCUUUGAUAUCACGGGUGAUCUUAUGUUUGGGGAAUCCUUCGACUGUCUCAAGGAUAACCAGUUACACCCUUGGAUCGAACUGAUCUUCAAUUCUAUUAAGGCUCUCUCUUUUGUUGGUGCAGCACAGCAGUUCCCUUUCUUGUGGGUAUUCCUUAAGGCCUUUAUUCCGAGAGAUGUGGUUCGGAAAGCACGAGAGCAUUUCGAUCUUGCUGCCGACAGGGUUGAUCGUCGAUUGGAUGCGAAUAUCUCCCGCCCGGAUUUUAUGUCUGCUAUCUUGCAGAAUGGGUUGAGUGAAACUAAAGGUGCCUAUCGAGAUGGUGAGAGGAUUAUGAGUAGGGCUGAGAUCCACUCGAAUGCGUUCAUUCUCAUCGUCGCAGGAAGCGAGACCUCUGCUACCCUGUUAUCAGGCUGCAUCUUCUACCUCUGUACAAAUCCACACGCCAUGCGUCGACUCACCAUUGAGAUUCGAUCCACGUUUAAAUCAGAUGCUGAAAUCACAUUUCGCAAUAUCAGUACACUGACAUAUCUAUCUGCUGUUAUCGAGGAGUCACUACGAAUGUAUCCGCCCUUCGUAACGAGCUUGGCCAGAAAAGUACCAAAGGGUGGAACCAUCAUCGACGGCGAAUUCAUCCCGGAAGGAACAACUGUCGCAUGUCACCACUACGCAUCCUACCACUCCGCCUCCAACUUCACCUUCCCACAUGAUUUCUUACCCGAACGAUGGCUCGGUCAAGAUCCCCGUUUCAGUGCUGAUAAAAGAGAUGUUCUCCAGCCCUUUAGUUUAGGUCCACGGAACUGUCUUGGUAAAAAGUAA